Molecule: messenger RNA, 363 nt
Organism: Effrenium voratum
Lineage: Eukaryota; Dinophyceae; Suessiales; Symbiodiniaceae
Source: the annotation of a GenBank genome assembly
AUGCUGGGGGCCUACGGGUCCUUGACCCUGAAACCGGUGGUGCCGUGGGGCACGGCCCCAUGGUUGGGAGAACUGCAUCGUGUCCUAUGCCCAGUGAAGAGGCACGCGCUGCAACGCAUCAAGUCGUUUCUCAAGAUCGAGACUGUGAGACGGUAUACGGAUUCGAAGGGGAAGUCCCGAAUUGCUGGAUCUUUGCAUUUGAAACAAACGCAAGCUUAUCCGGGUCAACUUGGACUCACCGCUACUUGCCACAAAGAAUCGUUGGAUGUGGGCCUAAUGCUAACUGUAGAACAACACUGCGGUUGUCUGUCUUGGUUCAGCACCCUUUUACUGCUCAAACUUGUUUGGUUGAAGUCUUUCUGA